UGUGUAACGCAGUCUCUUGCAAGCGGGGUCCCAUAUUUGUUUAUGGUCGCUGUCGCUAUCCUCCUCUUUGAACUGCGUUCCCAAGAGAAAAGUGCAGAUCGAGCUGCAAUCUUCGGCUUUUACGAUGCACAACGCGAACUGGCAAGACCAGAACAACGAGAAGGCACUUCAUCUCUACUACGCACAAAAACAAAUGGAAGUGCAGAACAACCUGGUACUGGUGGUAGUCGAAGAGACGAGCCUAUCGAUUCCCCAGAAUUUCUCGAUUACUGGCACACCUGGUUUCCAGGAAGUGAGCACCUAAAUUGCCGAUUUCUGUUGACGGUAAUUAGACUUGCGGGCCUCGGGUAUUAUCCUUUUUCCUGCGCCUCCCUAAUCCCGACACUGCGACUCCAGACGGUUCAGAAACAAGCCCUUGUGCGGGGCAUUGCUGGUGAAGCUGAUAAAAAUAGGAAAGAGGACGGGGUGUUGAUGGAUUGUAGUGAAGGUACAAAGAACCGCAAGAAGGAGAAGAACAUUGCCUCGACAAAAACAAAAAAAUCAAGCGACCUAGAAGAUGGUGGUGCAAGAAGCCUAGAAGAUGCCGGCCAAGCCACUGCUAAUCAAGAUGAAAUGGUUGCACUCCUGUUUGAAGCUCAACGCAAAAACAAAGCUACAUCUACAAGGUCACGGCCUAUAUCUGGAAA
Amoebophrya sp. A25 is the source of this 686-nucleotide messenger RNA. NCBI's taxonomy places the organism in Eukaryota, Dinophyceae, Syndiniales, Amoebophryaceae. The record is from the annotation of a GenBank genome assembly.